AUGAAUCCAACAGAAGGAUUAUGUAAUGGUACAAUACGUUUUUGCAAAAAUUUCAAUAGGAAUGUUAUUCAAGCAGAAAUUGCAAUUGGAGAUUUUGCUGGGAAACAAGUAUUUAUUCAUAGAAUACCUUUAGAACCACGAACAGGUGAAGAAUACACAAUUCCAUUCAAAAGAAUGCAAUUUCCAAUCAAACGAUGCUUUGCAAUGACAAUUAACAAAGCACAAGGUCAAACCCUAGACUGUGUAGGUGUAUAUCUAAAAGAGCAUGUUUUUUCCCACGGACAAUUGUAUGUUGCUCUAUCACGAGCUAGAACAAUUGGAAAUGUUAAAGUUGUUAUUAAUCAAUCACAAAAUGAACCAAGAUUUCGACUCAGUUCAUAUGAACAUUCGUGGUCACUCACCAAACAUACCCUCGUUGAACCGCAGCCAGAGCUAAGUCCACCACCACUCCCAUGCCUAUUCACAUUCACUCCGUUUAGUCAGAUGUUCAAGAAAAAACUGCUUAUACUUACAUUAUGGGAUUCCUUGAAUGACAAUGAAGGAAAAGCAAUAGAAGAAUUGACCCAGAAUAGGCCAAUGAUAUUUGCUAUAAAAGUGAAGGUCACAACUUUCUAUGGGCUAUCAUUGUCAACAACUAAUGGAUCUUCAAUCCUUAUAAAUCCACCAGUCAAGGCAGACCUACAACUAGACAACUGGUUUCAACAAAACAACAACGAAAUAAAAGAGUUACUUCGAAAGGAAACAUACAAAGAUAUUGAUAUUCUUUUGCCACAUCCCGAAGAAGAGGACAUAAUUCCAAUGGCUGUAGCAAUCACAAGGAUGGAAAAUGGUAAACCAACGUGGGUUAAAGGGAAUCUCAGUUUUCCACAUCAGGAUAGGAGUUUCACACAAACCGGAUGUGCUAAUUGCUUGAAGCUAAUUGAAGCAGAUGUUAGUUGGACCAUCACAUCACAUAUCCUGUCAAGAGCAACAAUUAAUAUCGAUGAUGGAGGCGGAUCCAUUUGUGCGACUAUUUCUACAAUAGAUAUAGAAAAGUUCAUUCAGUUUAAUCCAAAUUCACUUAGAGAAGCCGAAGAAAAUGGAGAAGAAGUUCAUGACAAAAUUGCAGCAUCAAUUAAAUCUUUAUCAAUUGUAGCAUUUGUACGAUCAUAUCAAACAUAUCAUCAACAAAAACCUACCAAAAGAUUUGUCAUUGUUAAGGCAUAUAAUCCUCAACAACAAAACACCCAUAACCAACAACAAAUCGAAACAUCAAACCCACCUGACCCUCAAUCAUCAACCAAAACGCCUUCAUCUAUGCAAACACAAAAGUGUAGCCAACAUCAAAUCGAGAGAUCCAAGGGGAUAGAAACUUCAACAGCUGCUCCUACAAGACCAUCUAAAAAAAUGAAAUAG
This is a messenger RNA of Lactuca saligna, 1395 nucleotides long. Lineage: Eukaryota; Viridiplantae; Streptophyta; Magnoliopsida; Asterales; Asteraceae. The record is from the annotation of a GenBank genome assembly.